UCUUCCAAACAGCCCUUUUCUCCUCUCACACAUAAACACAAACGCCUACCGCUCAUACCAAUCUACUCCCCACAAUCAUGCCCACAGUAACAAACAAAGAAAAGAAGAAGAAAUGCUGCCCCCUUCGGCGAUCACGCAAGGGCUGUAUGAAAGGCAAAGGUGGACCUGAGAAUCCCUUCUGCUCCUACCGCGGUGUGCGGCAGCGUACGUGGGGUAAGUGGGUGGCCGAGAUCCGCAUGCCUAACCACGGAGCUCGCCUCUGGCUCGGCACUUUCAACUCCUCCCUCGACGCCGCCCGCGCCUACGACCACGCCGCUCGAUCCCUCUACGGCGACUGCGCCUGCCUCAAUCUCCCCCACGUCGGCCUCGCAACGGCGAGCAUCGGAGAAGAGUCGGGGAAGGAGGAGGAGACGGCGCUAUUUGAUGGCGGUGCGGGGUUGGAUGAUCUUGAAGAAUAUGUGAUGCGGCUGCCGAAAGCGGAGGAUUUCGGAUUGGAUGCGUUUCAUGAUGUCGCAGGACGUUGUGGGGGAUUUGGGGACGACGGAGUUGGCGGUGGAAGAGAGGUUGAUGAACUUUGA
This is a messenger RNA of Dendrobium catenatum, 578 nucleotides long. Its product is annotated as dehydration-responsive element-binding protein 2C-like. The transcript has a single exon. Gene Ontology annotation, cellular component: nucleus. The record is from RefSeq and is a predicted model, not a curated record. Lineage: Eukaryota; Viridiplantae; Streptophyta; Magnoliopsida; Asparagales; Orchidaceae. Gene Ontology annotation, molecular function: DNA-binding transcription factor activity; transcription cis-regulatory region binding. The coding region runs from base 78 to 578 and encodes 166 amino acids. Gene Ontology annotation, biological process: response to stress; positive regulation of DNA-templated transcription.